Drosophila suzukii is the source of this 971-nucleotide messenger RNA. It is a transcript of the gene RpL7, whose product is annotated as ribosomal protein L7. Gene Ontology annotation, cellular component: cytosolic large ribosomal subunit. Gene Ontology annotation, biological process: maturation of LSU-rRNA from tricistronic rRNA transcript (SSU-rRNA, 5.8S rRNA, LSU-rRNA). Gene Ontology annotation, molecular function: structural constituent of ribosome; RNA binding. The record is from RefSeq and is a predicted model, not a curated record. Lineage: Eukaryota; Metazoa; Arthropoda; Insecta; Diptera; Drosophilidae.
AACACUGAACGCAGGGUUGCACCGAGCCGAUUUGACAGCUCGUAGAUGGCGUAUAGCACGUUUCCGGUCUUUCUUUCCCUUUCUUUUACCAGCGUGUGCAGUGACUAGUAAAAGAUGCCUGCUCCGGUCGCCAAGAAGCCAGCAGCGAAAAAGCUGCCCGCUGUGCCGGAAUCGAAGCUGAAGUUCAGGAAGAAACAAAUCUCGAAGCGGGUGGCCGAUUCGAAACGUCGCCUCAAGAAGGCCGCCGUGAUUGCCCUGCGCAAGAAGGAGAACCUGGUGCGCGCCGAGAAGUACCAGAAUGAGUACAUCAAGGCUGACCAGCGGGAGAUCAAGCUGCGCCGUCUGGCCAAGAAGCGCAACCAGUUCUACGUGCCCGCCGAGGCCAAGUUGGCCUUUGUGGUCCGUAUCCGCGGUAUCAACAAGGUGGCGCCCAAGGUGCGUAAGGUCCUGCAGCUGUUCCGUCUGAGGCAGAUCAACAACGGUGUGUUCAUCAAGCUGAACAAGGCCACCAUCAACAUGCUCCGCAUCGCCGAGCCCUACAUCACCUGGGGUUACCCGAACCUCAAGUCCGUGCGGGAGUUGAUCUAUAAGCGCGGUUUCGUCAAGCACAACCGUCAGCGUGUGCCCAUCACCGACAACUUUGUCAUCGAGCGCAAGCUGCGACAGGCCCACCAGAUUCAGUGCGUCGAGGAUCUUGUCCACGAGAUCUUCACCGUCGGCCCCAACUUCAAGUACGCCUCCAACUUCCUGUGGCCCUUCAAGCUAAACACCCCCACCGGCGGCUGGCGCAAGAAGGCCAACCAUUAUGUCAACGGCGGAGACUUUGGAAACCGUGAGGACCAGAUCAACCGUCUGCUGCGCAAGAUGGUCUAAGGGAUUCACCCAAUCCAUGUGCUGAAACAACAACAACAACAGCAGCGGUACGAUGUAAACAGUGAGAGAAAUAAAAGUUACUUUUAUAAACCCACGAA